Molecule: messenger RNA, 570 nt
Organism: Rotaria sp. Silwood2
Lineage: Eukaryota; Metazoa; Rotifera; Eurotatoria; Philodinida; Philodinidae
Source: the annotation of a GenBank genome assembly
AUGAAAGUUGCUCGUACAGGAUUUGGUCAUGUUCUUCAUGAUACUUCAUUUCUACGUGAAAUACUUAGUUUUGAUAUUAUUUAUUUUUCCAAAACAAUCUUAUCAAAACCAUCAGCCCUUCAAAAUUGUCCUGAUAGUUCAACAACUACAACAGCCGACUUAGAAUUAGCUACAAAACAACGUACAAAUACACAAGUUACACGUAUGCUUUUAGCUGUUACAUUAUCAUUAAUUAUAUUUAAUAUUCCUUAUAUACUAUUUUUUGUUCUUGGCCAAAUUUAUAAUUCAAAAGCAAUAUUAUUUGGUCGUUCAUGCUUAAAUAUUAGUGAUAAUGAUAUAUUAUCAUAUAAACUUGGAUUUUAUUCAAGCGUUAUACAAGAUAUAUUGUCGGAUUUACCCUAUGUAGUUAAUUUUUUCCUAUAUUGUUUAGUUGGAAAAAGGUUUCGAAGUAUAUUCAUAAAUGAAGUUCAUCAAUUACUUGUUAAUUUUCAUUUAAUUAAACCAAAAGAAAAUCAUCAUACAUAUGGAGCAUCUAUGUUAAAUUCUGAUUUAACAUCAAAUACAAGGUAA